AUGGGCAACGCGUCCUCCUCGACCGAGCGCGCUGCUGCUCCGCGCGAGGCCCAUCGCCUCACCAAGCCCCGCACCUAUAACCACUCGCCCUCGCCGCAGCUCGGUCCUCAGGCUGGCUCCCCCCAGCACCCAGCCCUCUCCAGCUUCGACGCCGACGACAUCGUGUGGACCUCCGCCGGCUCCCUCCGCAGCAAGCAGCAGGCUCGCCAGCAGAUCCGCCUGCAGCUCUUCGGUCCCCGCGACGACGCCGCCCUCGAUUUCCCAGCUGCCCACGACCAUGACCACGCGGUCCUAGCCGACCUCGCCAGCGACAUCGACCGCCUGACUGUCCUCUCCCGAUCCGUCUCCAAUCCCCCCGACCCAGCCUCCCAGCCCGCCGCCGCCGCCAUGUUGGAGCACGCCGAGCGCACUGUCGACGUCGAGGCCGCCAUUGCCAUUCUGCAGGAGCUGAAGAAGAAUGCAACCCCCGACCAGCUCGUGGCCCUGCACAAGGCCCUGCUCCCCACCAGGGAUGAGCCGCAUGCCGUGGACACGACCAGCCAGCCGCCUCCCAAACUAGUCCGUCGGAGGUCAACGGCCGUGCCCGGGCUUGCUACCCGCAGCCCCGCCGAUGUUCCGCCCAGAAGGGACCCGAAGCCCACUGCACGCCAGGAGAAGACCCCUCUCUGGAGCCUGGACCAACUCGGCCCCUCUCCUCCGGACCUCCCGCACGAUGAUCGGUCGGACCGUCGCGCCCAGACUCCCGGAGACAUGGACUAUGCCACCUUGACCAACACGAUAGGAACCCUCAUGAUCACCAAUGGUGCGCCGUCCCCCGCUCCGAGCAUCAUUUCACGCCAUCUUGACCGCAGGACCUCUCUACCAGAGCUUCACCCCCAGGAAGAGUAUUUUGGUCUCGAGUGCGGCCGUCCGGGCAACUCAGGAGAGCUCGCUCACAUGCGCGGUCCCCUCCGUCGGUCCGACACAAUUGGCCCAUCUUCUGGGUAUGCCGAGCUCGACGCCCAGUCCACAGAGAUCCCGAGAAGAACGAGACGGUCGCGGGUGCCCAGCGAAUUGAUGCUCCAGCGGCCAUCGACCCCAGAAGCCGGCGACGAGCACGUCGAUCCUCACCCUGCAAGGAGAUUGCCAAAGCACUCCGCGGAUGACUACAUUGCGGAACUGCAAGCUUCACCGUAUGGGCAAACCCCUUUCAGCCGUGCCACUCCGUCGCCAAGGCCCCCUCAGAGUGCGAACGAAGACUUCCACGACCGGAACGACACUGAGAAAUUUAGGACAGAGGCUUUGCGGAUCCUUGAUGGAAGUAUGGCUGCCGAGCCGACCUUGAGCGAAGAGAGGACUUCGAAUGAGCAGUCGUCCGCAGCGGCUGCAGGUCAUGGCUUCGACCAAAGUCUUCCGCAAAUCAAGCUGCAGCGCCCUGCUCAGGCUCUCCACUCCGAUUCAGGAUAUUCAUCAGGCACCAGCCUCAAAGCGAUGCAGCUUUCCCAGUCGCAAGCUGGCGACUCCAUGGCUCACUCCGUCUGUAGUGACGAAGCUAUAGGAACAGUGCCGUCUACGCCUGAGGGACGGCAAAACGGCCAAGUCUUGGAUGAAUCCACCGAGGCCGCAGACGGGCGAAGUCUCUACACGAUCAAUGUAAUGUUGGCCUCGUCCCCUCAAAGGAAAACGGAAGAGAGCAUCGAGCAGAAGGCUGGAACUGAGCCGAAGCCCGAAUCAAAAGCAGAUAUGGAGACGGAAACGAAAAGUGGUUGGAGGAAGUCCCUUAAGCGCUCCAAGUCAUGGAAGCGGAUGUCUUUGAAAGACCUGACUUCUCCAUCUCCAUCGCCAACGCCCGAGGUUCCCAGCGACAUCGUUGCGAAAGAGCAGAGUCCGGAGCCGCAGACGCCCCAGCGCCAUGAUUCGGCGAUGGAACAACAUUCCGAGAAGUCGGCAUCGAACGCAGCGCGGAAAAAACUGCAGAAGCGGAAGUCGACCGGCACACACCCGACUGUGCAGAGCAUCAAGCCUAUCGAAUCGGGCAGUAUCCCAAGUGUCCCCGACGACCUUGCUGCCGGUUACUCGAAGCGUAUAGAGGACUCUCCAGGAAUGGACCACUUGGAGCACACUUGUAUCUCGCAAACCAGCUUGGUCGAGCAAUCCGCCGUCUCCAUUCGCUUCCCAUCACCGGUACCUACCGAGGAGGCGAGUGACACCCUCUCCUCGUUGCCGAAACAGAACAGCAAGGACAAGCGUUCAUCCAAACGUGUGCGCUCACCAUCGCCCCUGAAGCAAGUCUUCAGCUUUCGUCGCAAAUCUAAGAACAUUUCUGCUUCCUGUGAAGACGCGGGCUUGGAGGCGACGCAACCCAGCCCUGACUCAUUUGCGAAAGCCGCUUCGCAGGAGCCAGAUGAUUCCCGUACUACAGCUACUGUAUCGGACUUUGGCUCCGUUACACACUCGCUUGGCGGCUCGCCCUACGAUAUUGCGCUGUCGUCACUACCAGUCAAGCCGCAGGUAUCCGGGUCUUCAGCUGUGCAACCGCAUCACCUCAGCACUGCUCUGGUCAAACCCUCAAAGAGUGGUCAGAACAUGGACGAUGCAACGGCAUCUGAAUAUGCGCGCAUCCGUAGCAAGUACCGGGCUGAGCAGAAACAGAAAGGCCAACAGAAGAAGCGGAGCGAAGAGGAGGCGAACGAACAGGAAGGUGUCGCCCCUCAGAGCACUAAGCCUCGUACUCGUCCUGCGAGUUACCACGACAAACAGCAUCAGCAGCAGAAGAAGAAGCAACAGGAAACCCAGUUGUCCUCCCUUGUCUCCAUUCCGAACUUUUCUCGUCCGCAAAGCAUGAUCCCCAAAACUUCGUCAUCCAGCUACAACAUGGACACAAGCAGCACGACCGAGCUCGACAAUAAGCCGCUCCCGGCCGAACCGGAAAACCACACCAAUAGAUCUGCAUAUAGACCUUAUCGCCGUGGUCUGCUGACCAAGUCUUUUUCUCAAUCUCAGUCACGCCUGACGAGGGCGUCUACCUUUGACAUUCGUGAGGAGAAGAUCCCGGUUGAAGGGGAGGAAGGUCUUAAUGAGCUUUUCAAGGCGCCACUGGAGCGCAGGCAUACAGACAAGCUAGGCUCAACCGUUGGAAAUUCAGAGCCAUUCUCCGCAGAGGAAAAGAUGGUGGUGGUUUUGGAAGAUGAUCUCACAGGUGCCGAUGCACACAAGGCGGACGAGACAAAUGAAAGACGCCACCGCGAGCUACCAUGUUCGCUACGCAUCCAGACACAUGGCUGGGAGCAAACAUCUAACUUCUGGCGAGAGCGGCGCGAGGCACAGACCCAGAGUCAUGGCCAGGCCCAGCCGAUGCACGGCCGCAGCAUGAGCGUUCAACACCGGGGCAUGCCACGAGUCCAAGACCAUGCCGGCACACAGUACCUCCAACGGCCGGCUGGCAAUCAUCUCCACGCACGGAGCCAAAGCCAGCAAGCUAUGCACUCGUACUCGCAAUCUUCAUCUGCCAAUUCGUCGGCCCGUGCGUCCCCCAGUAUUUCACCGGCAUGGUCUCCAGUUCCCCAUGAGAUCCCUAGCCCAGUCAAACAACUUCCUUGUCCGCUCGCCGCUGUCCCCACUUCUGCACGCACCAGGAAACGCUCCAGCAUCCAACGCUACUACAGCACGAUGAAUAAGAAAGAGACGGAUCAGACGACUGCAAAGACGAGUGUAGAGAGUGUUGCAGAGGAGGCCGAAGCGAAAGAAGAGAGGCCGGCCGUGCCGCCGAAGUCGUCGAUCCCGAGGAGUGCGAGGGCUAGUCAACGUGCAGGAGAACAACCCCAUUUCUCAUGA
Molecule: messenger RNA, 3813 nt
Organism: Diplodia corticola
Lineage: Eukaryota; Fungi; Ascomycota; Dothideomycetes; Botryosphaeriales; Botryosphaeriaceae
Exons: 2
Coding region: 1-3813 (1270 amino acids)
Source: RefSeq, a predicted model, not a curated record